Staurois parvus is the source of this 318-nucleotide messenger RNA. NCBI's taxonomy places the organism in Eukaryota, Metazoa, Chordata, Amphibia, Anura, Ranidae. The record is from the annotation of a GenBank genome assembly.
AUGGGGCCCCCGGCAAUAGGGGAUCAUGGGGCCCCUGUGUCCUUGCCCAAAUUUAAAAAAGCCUAUGAAAAAGGUACCAGGGACAUCUCAUGGGGCCCCCUACUGACCCCGGGCCUUUGGGCAGUGCCCAAGUUUUCAAAUGGUCAGUCCGCCCCUGGCCACAACGCACCUCUCCAGCACCCGAACUCCAACUGAUCGUUCACUAUCUGUUUUGCAAUAUUUCAUCUUAUAGAGUAAGAGAGGGUUGUAACUCUGUAAGUUUUUUUGCCAUCUGUGUCCCCUAGGGGCGAUAUUCCUUCACUUCCUGUCCCAUAGCCA